CAGUCGCUGCCUGAUUGCGGUGGCUUCUUUUGCUGCUCAAACUCAUAUUAUAGCAGGGACGCGGCGGAGCCGGGGUGCUGUUAGAGACAUAACAGCUGGCAAUUUAUACAAUAUUUUUGAGCAACAGCUUUGCCAGAGAGUUUUUGUCUCUCUUUUAAGAAUAUUUCUGUAUUUGAACUAAUACGCAAGCAUGUCCUGGCAAUCCUACGUGGAAAACCUGAUGGCCGAUGGCAGCUGCCAGGACGCCGCCAUUGUUGGGUACACGGACGCUAAAUACGUCUGGUCAUCACACGCCGGUGGUACUUUCAGCGAAAUAACGCCUGCACAAAUCGACAUCCUAACAGGCAAAGAGAGAGAGAAGUUCUUCACCAGUGGUUUGACCUUAGGAAACAAGAAGUGCUCCGUCAUCAGGGACAGCCUCCAUAUAGAGGGGGACUGGACAAUGGACAUCAGGACGAAGAGUCAAGGAGGAGAGCCAACCUACAAUGUUUCUGUAGGCAAAGCUGGCAAAACAUUGGUUUUAGUCAUGGGAAAGGAGGGUAUCCAUGGAGGGCAACUCAACAAGAAAGCGUUUGUCAUGACUGACUACCUGCGGAAGGCUGGAUAUUAAAGCGUUCUCUUCCCAACCACCUUAGCAACUCAUUAUCACAACCUUGUUAUGUUUUGACACUACUUCCUGUUGUAGUUUAUAGUUGCUUCUUUUCCCCACCAAUUUUGUUCCCCUUUUGGUUUUUACUUUGUUUUUUUUGUGUUUUUCUUCAUUUUUUAUUUUUUGCCCCUUACCCAAUCCUCCAUCCCACAUGGUUCAACACUACCCCUUCAUGUUCAUACAUUAACACUGUGUACCCUCUCUCACUCUACACUACUGCUUCACCAAGAUUGAGAGGCAUGUUAACAGGACAUUGACAACAUAUGUACUUUAUAUAGGACAUUAGAAAAUGUGUAACCUAGCCAUUACUUAAUGUAUGACGACUUAGCUAAAGAAACUGCAAUACCCCUGAAAUUUAACUGACAUUUCGUUCAGUAUGCCCACACCUGGUAGUUAAGUCAAACUAAUGCCUUUUUUGAGCACUUGAGCAGUUAAAAUGGAAAGGAACAGCUCACAUGGUCUUCUGCUCUCAAGUUUCUCUGGGAGUGGAAAACUGCAUGCAUAUCUUCUGAACCUACUGAACUGCCUUCAUAACAGUUUUGCCCUUACAUCCCUGUCUUUGUUUCUUCUAGUCGUCCCUUACUCUAGUUCCUUAAUCACCCACCCUCACCAUGCCUUCCAACACUAUUUUUCCAUUUCAGGUGACACUCCAACCCUUAAGAGGCUUAUCCUCAAUGACUACAAAGCAGUGAUCAUAUCUAAUAGCCCUUUGCCCUCUGUAACACUACCUUGUAUGAUUUUUUUUUUUUUU
Molecule: messenger RNA, 1400 nt
Organism: Alosa sapidissima (American shad)
Lineage: Eukaryota; Metazoa; Chordata; Actinopteri; Clupeiformes; Clupeidae
Product: profilin-2-like
Exons: 3
Coding region: 191-610 (139 amino acids)
Biological process (GO): regulation of actin filament polymerization; positive regulation of actin filament bundle assembly; actin cytoskeleton organization
Cellular component (GO): cytoplasm
Molecular function (GO): actin binding
Source: RefSeq, a predicted model, not a curated record